This is a messenger RNA of Salvia hispanica, 2196 nucleotides long. RefSeq names its product Protein kinase superfamily protein. Gene Ontology annotation, molecular function: ATP binding; protein serine/threonine kinase activity. The record is from RefSeq and is a predicted model, not a curated record. Gene Ontology annotation, biological process: protein phosphorylation. Lineage: Eukaryota; Viridiplantae; Streptophyta; Magnoliopsida; Lamiales; Lamiaceae.
AUAUGUGAAAAAGGAGGAGACUCUGAUUCAUGUGGCGUUGAUAUUGAAUUUGUGAUUAUUCUAUAUGGACCUCGACGUUGGGAAAAUUAUCUUCUUUUAUUUGGCUAUGGGGUUUUUCAACCCAAGCAUCCUUUCGAGUUUUUCUUGAAUUUGAAGACUAAGCAUAUUUUUUUUGAGAGAUAUACCCUUUUGGCUUUGAAGGAAGGUGGAGUUUGACUUUGAAGCUGAAAGGGUUUUGAUUCUGCUGUUUUGUAGCCAGGUUUUGACGAGGUAUGACACAAUUUGGGUAGUUUUUGAUGGAUUUAAGAUUGAUACAGGGAUUGUUUUGCUAAGUGUAUUGUGUGUGCUUGAUUUUUAGAAGUGUAAGAUCUGUUGUAGGAAUCGAUAUCGAUUUAGUUUUGAUGGUUGUUGAAGCUUGAUGGAGAUGGAGUUCGAUUCCUCUCUUUUCCUAGUUUGAUGGGGUUGUUUCUGGGAUAUCGGUAUUUUGGAGGAAAAUCUUGAUUGAGAAGUAGGAAUCGGUAAAUAAAAGUAGCUUCAGCUUGCAAGAAUGGAUGAAGAAGGUAGUUCUUGGAUUAGGAGAACAAAAUUCUCUCAUACUGUUUACAACCGUUUGGAUACUUCCAGAUUGGCCUCUAUUUCUGUUACACCUCUGCCAACUCGAGGUCGGAGUUUGAAAAGACCCGAAUCGUCUUCUAAUUUGCUGAAAGCAGGCCCGAAUGUUGUCCAAGUUCAGCAGAGCCUUGCCAAGAACAAGCACCGGGCUGUGUCCCCUGCCCCAGAGGUGAAGCUCUCCAAAACCUUUGAGGAAGCCCGGUCAAACCAGAGGCGAUUCUCGACCCCGCAUCCCCGUGGGAAAUAUCAAGAGAAGGGUAUUCAUGGGAAGUUGAUUCCUAGAGAUUCCCUAGAGGCUACUCGUACUCCGAAGAUUAUUGGGUCGAAUUCACCAAGUGAUACUAGUCCCCUUAGGCACUUCACCUCUAUUAAGUUUCAUGAUAAGACGAAGAGUCAUAAGGAAUCAACUUGGAAUAAGUAUUUUGAUCAUGGUGCGGGGAGGGUCACCUCUGUGGAAACUGCAGACGAGCAUACAGUUGAUCUCUCCAAGUUAUUUCUCGGGUUGAGAUUUGCUCAUGGGGCACACAGUCAGCUUUACCAUGGGAUUUAUAUGGAUGAGGCUGUUGCAGUGAAAAUUAUCAGAGUUCCAGAUGAUGACGAAAAUGGAGCACUUCGUGCUCGGUUGGAGAACCAGUUUAGCAGAGAGGUUACUCUCUUGGCUCGUCUUCACCAUCCGAAUGUAAUAAAGUUCGUAGGGGCAUGUCGGGAUGCACCUGUAUAUUGUGUCAUAACAGAGUAUUUGCCUGAGGGCUCCUUGAGAGCUUACUUGCACAAGCUUGAGAACAAAACACUUCCUUUGCCAAAGUUAAUCUCCAUGGCUUUGGACAUUGCAAGAGGACUAGAAUACAUCCACUCUCAGCGAGUUAUUCACAGGGAUCUCAAACCAGAAAAUAUUCUGUUAACUGAAGAUUUCCACCUCAAAGUUGCUGAUUUCGGUAUUGCCUGCGAGGAGGCUUGCCGUGAUCUUCUGGCGGAUGACCCAGGUACUUAUCGUUGGAUGGCUCCUGAGAUGAUCAAGCGAAAGCACUAUGGGAGGAAGGUCGAUGUAUAUAGCUUCGGUCUCAUUCUUGCGGAGUUUGUGGCUGGUAAAAUCCCUUAUGAAGAUAUGACACCUAUACAAGCUGCUUUUGCCGUGGUGAAUAAGAACUUGAGGCCUUCUAUUCCCGUAGAUUGCCCACCUGCCAUGAAGGCUUUGAUUGAACAAUGUUGGUCUUCACAUCCUGACAAGAGGCCCGAGUUUUGGCAGAUUGUGAAGGUACUUGAAGAGUUUGAGUCUUCACUUGCUCGCGACGGAACCCUGAAACUUGUACAAAACCCAUGUCAUGACCAUAAAAAAGGGAUGCUUCAUUGGAUUCACAAACUCGGUCCGGUGCACCAGACUUCUUCCUCCUCCAUGCCCAAACCUAAGUUUUCGUGAUUGUUUUGGGUCAUCUGGGUUUUGUAGUUUUAGUAGGGGUCCGGUUGUAAUUAAAAAGGUGACAAUAAAUGUUGUUUUCUUCUACUUCAUUUAGUUUUGAAUAUUGUAAUUUACAUUUUAGUUGAUUCCGAAUUUUUAGAGUUGAUACUUAUUUGAAAGCUGUGCAA